UUUGACGAAAGCGAGCCCCUGGAAUCCCCCCUAUCUUAUACACCCAAUCAAUCUUACACUGAAUUCGAUGGACCAUUGGACGAUCCUCAUCGCAAACGACUGCCCACGCAUAUAUAUAGAUAUAUAGUGAGAGAUUUUGGUAUCCGCAGUAUAUAUACCGAAGUAGGCACAUAUUUACCUACCGAUACCUACCUAUACCGACCCUCGCUACGGAGGUACCUCGACCUGCAGAGUGCUCAGACCCGCUCCAAUAUAUACUUCGCCCAGACUCCGGCACUGCGCCGCCGCGGUAUCAGACGUCUUGGAAGGAGUGAGAAGUGAAGUGUCUGGUACUUGACAGUACUCGUACCACCGAUUACUCGUAAACACGUACACACUUACACCUCGAUUAUUCCAAGCACGUUGGGAAGAGAGUCCACAACACCAUCGCCAUCGCCAUCGCCAUCACCAUGGCGGUCGUUAUGAAUGCGAAGCCGUGCAGCAUGUGGAUGACGGCCAUAGGAGCGCUGGUUCUCAUCUGGACCCUGUGGGCGCUGCAGGGCCACUCGACGUCGACUCGGUCUCUGAUGCCUCCUCCAUCGGUGCCCAACUCACAGCCCUCUUCCUCACACAACCACGGCAUCAAAUCGCCGAGUACCAGCACGAGGCCGGCGAAUGGCAAACACAACACCACCGUCACCGACCGACCUCUGAUCCUGUACGCAUACUUCGAGACGGAGAACUCGCGCGGGAACCUCGAAUUCUUCCUGCGCCAUGGACUGCACGGCGGUGCCGAUUUUCUGUUCAUCCUGAAUGGUGACAACAAGGCCGAGGACAUCAUUCCCAAGGAGAAGAAUAUUCGCUGGGUGCACCGACCCAACGACUGCUAUGACUUGGGUGCCUUCGCCGAGGUCUUGUUGAAGGACGACCUCUACAAGCGGUACAACCGAUUCAUCACCAUGAACGCCAGUAUCCGCGGUCCCUUUCUGCCAUACUGGGCGACGGGGUGCUGGAGCGAUAUGUAUCUGGACCGAGUGACGGACGUAAAGAAGGUGAGAGAUGCCCAUGCCCAUGCCCAUGCCCAUCCCCAACGCCAGGAAUGCAGAGAAACUGACUCGAAUCUGUGCAGCUCGUCGGAAUGACAUUCAACUGCCACCCCGCCAACCACGUCCAAUCCAUGAUCUGGGCCACCGACCGUGUCGGUCUGGAAAUUCUCCUCUUUCCCACCGAAGAACAGAUCGAGAAAACGCGAGCCUCCCUCCCUCCUCACAACCCCGAUGAACCCAUUCCCCCAUUCACCGCUCCCGGCAUCAAUUCCUGCCCCCACCAAUAUUGGGACGCGGUGGCCGUCGAAGUGUACAGCACUCCAUUGAUCAAGGCUGCAGGAUACGACGUCGAUGUGAUCAUGACCGCCUUCCACAAGAACGAGCGUUACCAGGAAGAUUGCCAGCGCAAUAUAGACUACAAGGACACUCUCUACGAAGGCACCUACUUCGGCACCACGAUCCACCCUUACGAUACCGUCUUCGCCAAGGCGAACAGAGGGACCAAUGCCCUGGUGCUGGAGAGAUUAUCGGAAUGGAUAGAUGGCAGUGGAUAUUCCUCCUACGAUCACUGCCCUUCAUAGCCCCAACACGCGUAUACGAGAGCGAGCGACGACACAGGAAGAAAUUGGUUACAUGAAUGCAUUUAGCGGUCAAAAGGAAGGAAGGAAGGGCGGGCCAGUUCCCCCUUUGGGGGAGGAUAUUUUGUCGGCAUUUUUUGUACUGUACAGUAAGACAUAUUUCUGGCAUUUUCAAAACGUCGCUAUUCAUGACGUGGGGCAUCAUUUUGAGAGGAGUUAACAUGGGGGGUUAUUUUUGUUUACUUUUGGGCAGGCAAACUACGAUACAAUUUUGGCGAUGCAAGAGAGAUUUCUUGGACCGUUUUUGGGGGUCUAGAAUACGUUUUGUUCUUGUCAUUAGUUCAUUAUUUCUCUUCACUUUUGAGAAUGCCCCAGACUGAUGGAUGGGCGGGAGUUAGCUGCUUGUUGAUAGAAUAAUGCGUAGAAUUAUACUUGAAU
Messenger RNA from Hymenoscyphus albidus, 2041 nucleotides. NCBI's taxonomy places the organism in Eukaryota, Fungi, Ascomycota, Leotiomycetes, Helotiales, Helotiaceae. The record is from the annotation of a GenBank genome assembly.